Messenger RNA from Biomphalaria glabrata, 5513 nucleotides. RefSeq lists its product as uncharacterized. The transcript has 7 exons. The record is from RefSeq and is a predicted model, not a curated record. Bases 504 to 2309 code for a protein of 601 amino acids. Gene Ontology annotation, molecular function: protein binding. NCBI's taxonomy places the organism in Eukaryota, Metazoa, Mollusca, Gastropoda, Planorbidae.
AACGCAAAUCGUGCAGCCAUGACUGAAGUGUUCACUAUUGGCUCCUAGGAAAAGUUUCGCAAAGGUCAGUUCUCACCGAAGAGUCCCCAUCAACGGACACCUUAUUUAAUCACCACCGUUUCUAGACUCAGCCACCCCCUCCUUUAUUUUUUUUUUUCUCAGUUCUCAAAACAGUGCCGAGGCCAGAGGAAACCUUUCAGCACGUGACGUGGUGUCAAUAGGAUAACGGCUUUUGUGAGGAACAAAGUGGUGGGUAGUAGGGGUGUGACUUUUGUGAACCUUAUCACGUAGGCUAGCUCGAAAGCUGGGGGUUAGCCGACACCUUGGUCACGGGUUAGCUGGCCAUUCUUUCAUUCACACCAGGACUCUAGUCGGGGUCACGUGGAUCGAAGGUGCCGCGUGGAUACUUGACAAUGAUACGGGUCCAAAUAACUCUUUGAGGAGAAGGGGGAGGGAAAUUAAAAAGUCAAGACGUUAGCUUGUUACCUGGUAGCUACUAGUAAAUGUUGCCGUUUCUGAGAGUUUGUAGUCCACUUCGGGCUUAUCACAGACAGACAGAUUAUUCAAUGGCUUUCAAAGAACAACUAUCAGAAGCUAGUGAUAGUGUGGAACUGACAGAACAAGUGGUAUUAGUUCGCACCAGGGCACAGGAUUUAGAAAGCAUUAAAAAAUUGAACUGUUGGGGAUCAAGCAUUGGAGAUGUUAAAAUAGUUCGUCGAAUGCCAAAUUUAGAAGUCUGCAGUUUAAGUGUCAACAAAUUGACAACGUUGCGUGACUUUGCACACUGUUUCAAUUUAAAGGAGCUUUAUGUACGAACUAACAACAUUCAAUGCCUUGGAGACAUUCACUACUUGAAGAAUUUACCAAAACUUCGAUCAUUAUGGCUGUCAGAGAAUCCUUGUGCCAACACUGACAAUUAUAGAAUGACAGUAUUAAAGACAUUACCUCAGCUACAGAAACUUGAUAAUGUUGUUGUUACAAGUGAAGAAAUGACCAGAGCUACUGAAGAGGGUCAAGAUCUGCCAGUACCUCAAGAUUUCUCUUACUCUGCAGUUUUUGUUGACAACACAGAGGAGGCCAGCAGCAGAAGCUCUUCUGAGUCUUCAGAAAAAUGGGCCCUUCCUAGAAGGAAACGCCACCAGAAGAAGAGAGAUGAUCUGAUGAAAGAAAGAAUGAGCUAUGAAGAGGAAUGUUUGGUGAGCAUAGACAGAAAGGGAAAUUGUGAUUCACUGGAAACCACCAUGGGAAGGAGGAUUUCACAGACUGAUGAGAGCUGCACUGAUGCUGAUGAUAAAGAUGUUGGCACAGAAAAGAAUGAUGAUAAUUCUAAUGAAAGUAUUAUUGAAUUCCAAACAACUCCGGAGAGCUUAGUAGGUACAGAUUCUCCUGGCAGAAUUAAGAGUGAAGAUACUAAUUUCAACUGUAGCAAUGAUACUUUGACCAAUGGAUUAUUUAUUGUGGAUAAUAUUGAGGAUGAAAGUCAUGAGUCUGCUAUCAAUGUAAAUUGCAGUAUUGAAAAAUUAACUGAAUCUUCAAAUGUUGAUGUAAUUAAAACUGUGAACUUUGAAGAUAUUCUUUCUCUAAGCAGUAAAGCAGAAAAAGAAAGGGAAUUGACCAAUAGAAAUUCUAAUUUGGUGUUAUCACAAAGUUCUGAAACAACUAGCUUAACAUUAUCUAUGCCACACAAAACUGAAACUAGCACCCAACUAUCAACCAGCUUUACUUGUGAUGAUGAGCCUUUAAUUUCAAAUGUUGACCCUCCCAACAUGUUUGUUACCUCUAAUGUAAACUGCACACUACAUGGCAUGAGUGAGCUAUCUGCAGAAGUGAGAAAUGAGGAUCCCAUCACCAGACAAUGUUCUUUAUUGGACCGGAUCAAGCUGGAUGAUUCAUUGAACCUGAGUGAGCUGUCAACUAAAGAAAUAAAUUUGGAAAAUUCUCUUAAACAACCGGAGACUGAAAAUUCUACAGAUUCAUUCCAUUUGUCUAAGCAAUGGGAGGGUGCCAGCAUUCAGUCAUCUAUGAGUUCAUUGCAUGGUGCUAGCACCCUGUCGUCUGUGACUUCUUCUUAUUUUGGUAAAGAAAGUAAAGAUCCAGUGAACUGGGAGGAAUACAAUCGUCUUAGAAAAGAGAUUGGUGUGAAACCGAUAGAGCCUCCAUUAAUAUCCUCCAGACUGACAAACAAUGAUGUCAUCAAAACAAGGAAUUCUAACAUUCUUCAGGCUGUGCUAAGUUUAGUUAAGGAAUUGGAUAAAGAUAGUCUCCAUAUUGUUUUACAUUCUGUUAAGGGCAGGCUGGAUGGAAUUUGAAGGCUGCUAGUGGAAGUUUUAUGGGAAAAAAAGUAUGAAUCAACUUCAUGCAAGAAUUUCGAUACCAAAACAAUAGCACGCUAUUUCAUUUGACUUUACUAAAAGACAUUCUGAAAUAUUUCAUUUUGUCUUUAUGUUCUAUGAUAGAAAAGAAGAUUGUUAUUUUACAAAAUUCUAAGUAAAUUUCUAAAUGUAUUUCAACAAUGUCUGAAAGCUUGGUCCAUUUUUUUCCAAGUAUGUUAUUAUGUGCAAAUGUGAUUAAAAUUUAAAACACUAUAAUGCACAGUUAAUGUAUUAUGUUAAAAAAAAAGUACCAUUUUGACUCAGUAUUCUGUAAUGUGUACAGUAUAUAAUUGACAAAUUGACAGGCUGAACAUAUGUACACUCCACAUUUGUGGAUGUUUCUUUUUGGUACUUCAGAAAGUGAUUCAUUCUGUUCCAGACAACAUUAUGCUGUAGCAAUAUUAUAUCCUCAAAACUUUAAUUCAUUUUUGUUCUGUUGAUGUUAAGGUCUUAAAGGAAGCUUUUAGACUUAUUAAUGACAAUGACAUUGUUUUAUUCUAGAAGUGUUCUGUCAAGUUUUUAAUGACAUUAUUUACAUAAAAUGUAACUGCUGUGUACAAAAAAUAACAACUGAAUAAUGUUAACUAUCUAACAAAAGUGUUUCUGCCUGAAUUAGUUUUCUUAUAGACAUUACUAAUGAGUUACAUUCUCUAUUACUUUAUAUUUUAAACAAAAAAAAAGUUAUUUUUCUGAGUCUUACCAUUACAAAAUGUUGAUUACUGUGUAUUAAGGCUUAACUUUGAGGCUUGAUUCUUGUAAAGCUAUUUGUCUACUUUUAAAGUAAGAUAUUAUAUUUUUUUUAUUUACCAUUAAUUAUAGUUUUUCAUUUAUUCACUUGUAGUAUUGAUCCUGUUGAUUUAGUUGAAAUAAUAUGUUACAAGACACCAAUUCAAAACAAUGAUGGUUGAUAUAAAAAAAGAGUUAUUGAAGUCCACUUGUGCACACUUAUUUAUAAAAUCUGAAAAGUGUUAAACAAUUUGUGUUGAAAUAGCCGUCCAAUAUUUAAAACAAAAUACUGUGAUUCAACAUUCCGAGAAUGUUGAAGGUCAAAUUUUUUUAUUAUUAUUUUUCCAAAUAUAUAAACAAUGUUUAUUUAAUAUAUAUGUUAUAUUUAUUUAUCGCCUAUUUUACAUACUCUUGUUCUAAUUUAGAAGUUUUCCACAGUAUAACAAUGUCAUUUCAUUAACGCUUACUUCUUCUUCUUCUAGCCAGCUUUAUUGCUGCUGAGCUGUGAGCUCUUUUGCAGACUGUGCCAAGGAAAAAAAGUGUGCUGUUUUCUUUAUUAACGCUUACAAAAUUGUGUCCACACUUAUCAAGAUCUAGUAGAAUUGAAAAGAUUUUACAAUUUAUUGAUCACCACAAUUAAAACUCUGUUUAUUGUUACAAAUAGGUCAGAUAAUUAACUAAAUAUUAAUUGUAUAUUACAACAAUUCAAUAUAUCAGAGGUUUCGCUAUUGUUCUCAAGUAUUCUAUUACAUUGAAAACAAAAACUUGUCUGUUGUAUUAUUUUCUUAUAGAUAUCUGUGCAUUGUAAAAGUAUUUUUAUUCAUGACAAUAUUGUACAUUCUGUUGCAAUUAAUUUAUAGUAACCUCAAUUUAUUUACCAAUUUAUGAAUACUUAAUUUUUGGAACAUUAAAAUAUUAAAGUACAAAUAUGGUUUAGGCGAUUGCCAUUUCAUUGUAUGUUUGUUUCACAGCUUUAUGCUCUUCAUGGCAUUUAAAGUUUUUGAAAAUAAUCUUAACCAUUUAGUAGGUUACAUGUAUUUGCUAAGGUACAUGAUAGUAACUCUUAGAUGGUCUUUCAUGAGGUGACUAGUAAUCAGGAAGUUCAUGUAUUAUUUAAGAAGCUUGAAGAAUUUAGGAUGCAGUUUUAACCCACUAGUGCCUAUUGCAGUAGGAUGUGUCCUUUACAGGAUUAGUCUUAUGUGGUAGAAUGUGUUGGGAUACUAUGAUUAUUUUUUAAAAACUUUCCUAUAGGAAGAGCUCAUCAUGUCUUGUUUAGAAUGAGAACGAGGACAUUCUUUUUAGUGAAAACCAGAUAUGUUUAGCUAUUUUAUUCAUUUUGUAAACAAACAUGCCUGUAUCCCCCAUCCUGGAAGUUGAGUUUUUAACCUUGCUUAUAUUCUAAAGGUAUUAAAUGGGUAUAUUAUGUCAAAAUUGACUUAUUUUAUACACUUGUUUAUUGGUUAGUUUUUUGUGUAAUAUAGUUAUUAUUAUUUUGAAAAAAUUUUGUUGUCUUUAUUUUUUUUUUUAAUUCAGAGGCAAAAAAAGUUUUUCGGGCAGGAAAUAGAUGCCACUGGGUUCAAGUAAGAGCUGAGUCAUAGACUUGUAUAUACUAUAUCUAGACUGGACAUGGAGAUUUUUUAACUCUACAAAAAAAUGUCAUGGAAAUUUUUUUAAAGUUGAAACAAGGCGUUGUUUUGUAAAAUAGUUAUCAGAAGUAAUGUUGUUUUUUUCAACCCUAACCUAUGUAACAUAUAAUUUAAUUUUUAGAUCUAUAUCUAGUAAUUGAACAUCAAAAAUAAGAGUACUUUCGUCUCAUAAUUAUUAUUUUGCAAUUUUUAGAUACAUAAUCUAGAAAGAUCUAGGUAAUCAAUCUAUUUAAAUAUGAAUUAUUUCGAUCUAGGAUUUUUGAAACAUUAUCUCAAUGGAAACAAACAGGAAAUGGCUUUGUUUCAUAUAUUUGCUAGAAUAUCUGAGAAAUGAUUUUGCAUUAUUUCUAAACUUUCAAAACUAAAGAUCAUUACUUUUCUAAGAAAACAUUGAUUGGGGAGACUCCCCUUAGAGCCUGAAAAAGAGUUUACGUACAUAAAAUAUAUAUAUAUAUAUAUAUAUAGGUCUGUGAAUCGAUCAAUCGCAGAUAAGAAUUUGUUUCUGGUUUCCAGUCUAGUAUAAUAUACAAAUCUAUGAGCUGAGUAUUUGAACAUUGACUAUUUUGAAUAGGCUUUGUGAAACAAAUUUCAAUAAAAUCAAAAGCUCAAACUAGAGUUAUUCUGUUGAUGAAGAUAUUUUUCCCAAUAUUUCACUAACAAGAUCAGCUCAUGAUAUUGUUGAAAUAAGAUCAUGCUGUUAUUUACAAAUGUAAAUAAAUAUACAUUCAUUGAAAAGAAAAAAGUAUUUUAUGUUUUUAAAUGGUCAAUA